Cyprinodon tularosa is the source of this 586-nucleotide messenger RNA. RefSeq names its product probable palmitoyltransferase ZDHHC24. NCBI's taxonomy places the organism in Eukaryota, Metazoa, Chordata, Actinopteri, Cyprinodontiformes, Cyprinodontidae. The annotation marks the transcript as partial. The transcript has 4 exons. The record is from RefSeq and is a predicted model, not a curated record. Gene Ontology annotation, biological process: protein targeting to membrane; peptidyl-L-cysteine S-palmitoylation. Gene Ontology annotation, molecular function: protein-cysteine S-palmitoyltransferase activity. Gene Ontology annotation, cellular component: Golgi apparatus; endoplasmic reticulum.
GUAUUGUUACACCUGUGAGACACACACCCCUCCACGCUGCUCCCACUGCUACGACUGCAAGGUCUGCGUCCUGCGGCGGGAUCACCACUGCGUCUUCUUCUGUCGGUGCGUCGGCUUCCGCAACUACCGCUACUUCCUCAGCUGCUUGCUGUUCGUGUGGUCGGGGCUCCUCUACGCCAUGGUGAUGAAUGCGGAGGUCUUCAUAGACGUCCUAAAGGAGGGCGUGACUCUGCACAGCAUCCUGCUGCUGCUCGUACCCUGGAUCAUGCUGGUUUCUAGCCAGGUCUCGGCGCGGGCCUUCGCCUUUGCCUACAUCGCUGACACGUGUGUGGUUAGUUUCCUGCGCGUCUCCGCCUUCUUCUUCUUCCACCUAUUCCUGCUGUUUCGAGGUCAGACCACCAGGGAGUGGAACUCGUCUCGCCGCCCGUACAACCUGGGUCUCCUCGGCAACCUGAGGCACAUGUUGGGCCUUCGCUGGUACAUCUGCUGGCUCUCCCCGCUCAUCGCAUCACCGCUCCCUGGAGACGGGAUUACCUUCAAGGUCACAGGAUCCCUGGAACCCUCCCAGUGGCAUGCAGAGGUCUGA